AUGUCAGACUCCAACACAACCAGCUUCACCAACCCCUCCACCUUCAUUCUGAUGGGCAUUCCUGGCCUGGAGGCGGCCCAUGUCUGGAUCUCCAUCACCUUCUGCACCAUGUACGCUAUAGCCAAAUUGGGUAACUUCACCAUCCUGUUCAUCGUAAAGACAGAGCAGAGCCUCCAUGUCCCCAUGUACUAUUUCCUCUGCAUGCUGGCUGUCAGCGACCUGGUCCUGUCCACGGCCACUGUGCCCAAAAUGCUGAGCAUUUUCUGGUUCAAUUCCAGGGAGAUCGAUUUCAGUGCCUGCCUCACGCAGAUGUAUUUCAUUCACUGCUUCUCAGCAAUGAAGUCUGGGAUCUUGGUGGCCUUGGCUUUGGAUCGCUACGUGGCCAUUUGCCAUCCCCUGAGACAUUCCACCAUCCUGACAAAUUCUGUUGUGGCCAAGAUCGGACUAGCCGUGGUGCUGCGUUGUGGCAUAAGUGCAUUGCCCUACCCCUUCCUAGUGAGGCGGUGGCCAUAUUGCAGAACCAACAUCAUCCCCCACUCCUUCUGUGAGCACAUAACCGUGGUGAAUCUGGCCUGUGCUGACACCCGCCUCAGUAGUUACUAUGGUCUCUUUGUGCUCUUCUCUGUGAUUGGUCUGGAUGUGCCUUUUAUCACCGUGUCCUAUAUCCAGAUCCUCAGGGCCAUCUUCAACCUUCCCACAAAGGACGCCCGGAUCAAGACUUUUGGGACCUGUGGUUCCCACCUUUGUUGCAUAUUAUCUUUCUACCUUCCAGAAUUCUUCUCCUCCCUCACACACCGGUUUGGCCACAAAGUGCCGUCUAUUAGCAACAGAGUAAAAUCCUCUUCAGCAAAAAUGGACAUACAUUUUAUAAAAUGA
Messenger RNA from Chelonoidis abingdonii (Abingdon island giant tortoise), 876 nucleotides. RefSeq names its product olfactory receptor 52E2-like. Gene Ontology annotation, cellular component: plasma membrane. NCBI's taxonomy places the organism in Eukaryota, Metazoa, Chordata, Testudines, Testudinidae. Gene Ontology annotation, biological process: G protein-coupled receptor signaling pathway. The record is from RefSeq and is a predicted model, not a curated record. Gene Ontology annotation, molecular function: G protein-coupled receptor activity; olfactory receptor activity.